Motacilla alba alba is the source of this 1347-nucleotide messenger RNA. Its product is annotated as collagen alpha-1(I) chain-like. The transcript is spliced from 4 exons. NCBI's taxonomy places the organism in Eukaryota, Metazoa, Chordata, Aves, Passeriformes, Motacillidae. Bases 1 to 1347 code for a protein of 448 amino acids. The record is from RefSeq and is a predicted model, not a curated record.
AUGCUCCGCCGGUGCCGCCGCGACUCCAUGUGUGAGGAGCGCAUUAUCGGCACCGGGAGAGCGGCGGCCGCGGGAGCCGCCGGCAGAGCCCCGCAGCCGCGGGAGAGCGGCGGGGCCGGCGCGGGGAGCGCGGCGCGGAGCCGGGAGCGCGGGGCGGGCUCGCCGCGGAUGCGUUCUGCCGGCGUUUAUUGGCUCCGGUACCGGAGCGACGGCACCGCCGGGAAUUUGGGAGAACGGAGGCCGGGAUGCGGGAGAGCUGCCGGGGAAGUUCCGGCGUUUCCCGGCCGUGCGGGCAGCCCGGAAAGUGCAAAGUCCCGCUGGCCGCGGCUCCGGCCCCGGCCGCCCGCGAGCCCCGAGCCCGCGGCACCGGGGCCGCUCCGGGAUCCCGGGGCUCGGCCCCCCGGGAACCCCAACUCCGCCGCCCGCCCGGCGCCCCGGGGCGCCGCCGGCUUUUGUUUGGGAAAGUUGCUGCGGGCUUUCCGCCGGGCUGCUUCCUCUUCCUCCUCUUCCUCCUCCUUCUCCUCCUCCUCCUCCUCUUCCUCCUCCGCCGCCGCCCCGAGCGCUCCGUGCCCGCUGCCCCCCGCGCUCCGCACCGGGGACACGGGGGGACACGGGGGGACACCAGGGGACACGGGGACCCCCCGAAACCCCCCCGGUCACUCCGUGGUCACCCCCCCGCUCACCCCCCGCUCACCCCCCGCUCACCCCCGGUCACCGCGACCCUCCCCGGUGUCCCCGGGGGUCAGUCCCCGCUGUGCGAAGCCGCGAUCCCCCCCGCUGUCCCCGUGGCCGGUGCCCCCCGGUGCCCCCCGGUGCCGGAGCCCCGCGGUGGCCGCGGCCGGGCCGUGCGGCCGGGCCGGGCCGGGGCCGUGUCACAAUAAGAGUCCCCGGCCGCCCUUCCUGCGCCCCGGGCACCGGAACGGCACCGGCGCGGCACCGGCUUUGGGACCGGCAUCAGCCCCGGGAUGCGCUGCCCGGGAUCGGGAUCGGCGCUGGCAUCCGCACCGGGAUGGGGACCGGGAUGGGAUCAGCACCGGCACCGGGAUUGGCACCGGGAUGGGGACUGGCACCGGGGAUGGCACCGGGAUGGGAAUCAGCACCAGGAACGGGAUUGGCACCGGGAUGGGAAUCAGCACCGGGAACGGGAUUGGCACCGGGAUGGGAACCGGGACCGGGAUUGGCACCGGGACCGGGAUUGGCACCGGGAUGCGCUGCCCCGGGGGGAUCUCGGGCAUCCCGGGGGUCCGGGGGGGAUCCUUGGCUCCGGCUCAUCCCAGCGGGACCCCAUGUCCUUCCCUGACAGCCUUUGGAGCUCCAAACUUCCGGGAGCAGGAAUCUGAAGGAUGA